GGGCUAUAAAUUGAGACUAAUGUUUAUGAAAACAUUUGCGAUCAUGAAAAAUAAGAAAAAUCUAGGGACUGGAUAUUAUGACAUGCAUGCAGGGACAUCAGGACUGUCUGUGCCAUGCCCAUGAUUGAUAGAAUAGAAAAGUAAUCAGAUUUUGAUGAAAAUUUUAGCGUUUUGCUACGAUUGGGUACCUAUAGAGCACACAUGACUAAUACACAAUACAGAACAUAAUAAAUGCAUAAAUAUCUAAAAGGAUAGAUAUUUUCCUAAAUUAGCACGGGGGAAAUUGAUGUAGGAUUUUUUUUAUUUAAAGGCCUAGGCGAUUGCAGGCCAGAUCCCCACACUUUGCACCCGGUACCAGCGUAGAUUAUAUAGUAAAGGUAAUUAGUGUCCAUCCAAUGGCAAUGCGUCAUUUCGGAUUAUGCUAAUAAGCCAGCCCGACGUACGCUGGUCAAACGCGCGCUGUUCAAAUGAUCGAUCGGUUUGUCAUAUAUCCAUUCGUACAGCUAAAGUUUACGCACCGUGAUUUCGUCUCGACUAUAAAAUAGUUUCAAAUUCAGACACCGAUUUGCCACAAUUAUUGUUACUAUAACGAGUCGCCAAAUUUUUAUUAGUGGAUUGAUUGUUGAAUAAUUUGAUUACCGUAGUGUAACUGUGUUACCUGAACAAGUACAACUUACAAGUUCUACGACUACGCUCGGGAUCGCGAGGCCGAGGCCCAGGUGUAUCGUCUUGGCUCUAACUAAGCCUCUAGACAAUUUGUUUGUAAACAAUGGAACAAGACCGUUCAGCCAAGGCCACCAGCACGUGGAGGCUCGGGAAAUCAGGCGGGGCCGGGGGGUCGUCGUCUGACUGCAACUCCAGCGCCGGUUCAUCAGGGAGUGAAGGCACUGAUGGUGUUUUUGUUUUUGUCAAUGGAAGAAGAGCUCAGUCGAAGCGGACGGGGAAGGUGUUUGGACAGCUCACAGGGAUCAAGAGGAACUCUGAUGUCUUUGAGAUGAGAACUUCAGAUGGAGCAUCACUUAAGAUGCCAGUCGGUGACCUAGACACAGAUUCUUUAGGUGAGGAGUUUGGUGUGGAUCUGGACAAUCUCGAGGGGAAUUUGCAACCUCUUCUCCAUUCAACACCAUACCUGAAGAAAAGAAGCAACUACCAACAGCGGAAGCGUGUGAAAUCAUCCAGGAAUGCUUCCAAACCUGAUAACAAGUAUAAAGGAUGCAUUCAAGUACCCAUCUCCUUGAUACGAAAGGCACCACCUGGCUAUACCCUAGUCACAAGUAACCCUGCAAAAGUCGAGUCUUUUAAAUCAGAACUGAGAGCAAACCCACACCAUCAUAUUCCAGUUCUACCUGUGAUGGUGCACGAUGAACAUUGGAUGAAGGAAAACGGAGAGGAUGCUGAAUACUUCUUACUAGGUGGCUACAGCUUGUGGGAGGCAAUCGUAGACCUGGCUGACAAUGAAAGGUUUGCUCACUACAACAGAUGCAUGGUCAACGUUCAUGCUGGACUUAGUGAAGUUGAGGCUCUGGAAGUGGGUGCUACUUUUCAGCAACACCAAAGUCUGUUAAGAGAUGAAGUUCCAGACCUUGAAGGAAAGGUGAAGAUGUGUCGUAGGCUUUUAUUCACAUUGCACGACUUAGAUGAAGAUUUGGAUGAACCACCGUCUACCGUCAAAGAUGACUGGAGGAAGCAGGCUGCUGCUGCUCUUGGUUGCAUGUCAUCACCAUCUGUUGAUGGAAGGAAGCCGCUGGAACCAUUAUUUCAGCUCGCUCUUUACAGCAGACGCUGUUACUCCAAGUUAACAAGGCUGUUUGCGAUUCAUUUGGAGAACACAGGGAAACCAAUGAAGAUAUCUAUAUUCUUACAGCUGCAAGGAAUGACGGAAAGUGAGCGUUUCAACCUCUUGUCGAGACUGGUGGCUGGAGAGCUGCAGCCGAAAGAAAUAAAGGGGGAGGCCCUCAAGAUAAAGCGUAUGGCACUACUCCAGCGAACGAUGAAGACACUUACUAAAUCAAAAACCUGGGAAGAGUGUGUGGAGCGCUAUCCAGUGCACACUCAAAACUCUGCACUAGAGCAGUUUCUUGGAAAGGACAUGAGGAAGUCAAUUCCACAAGAAUUUGUGAACUACAUCCGAGAGGCGGAGGAGACUAUGGAAGGAGAGUACACAAGUUUGGAAGAACUACAGACAAGUCCUGUAGUUCUUACUGUAAUCGAAGCGAAAUCAACAAAGGGAUUGAAACAGCAUGUAAAGAAGGUGAAGGAAGCAACUAGUCAACUGGCAGCAUUGACUGAAAACAUAACAACCGCUGCUGAGUGGAUAUCACACAUGAAAAGAAGUGGUUUUAAGAUAGUUUCAGAAUCAGUUGUUGUAAACGAUUCAAAUGCUCGGCAUUUGAUUGUUGGAGGACAACAGGAUGUGCCUGGACUCCCAAAAGUUAUACAGGAGAGUUCAUGUUACAGAAUACUCCUGGAGACUUACACCAAACCACAGGAUGAAGUUGCAUGUUUCGUCCAAAAUACAGGUACUUUUGACGAUGAAGCAAGAUCAAUGGAGAGAGUAUCGAGGAGGCUCUGUUGGUUCCUUGGAGACUCAAGUCGUGAAGAAUCCCUUCCUUCAAAUUAUAGUUCAGAUGACUAUGAAUUUAUAGAGUAAUUAUAACUACCAGGUAGUCAGGGUUGAAUUUUCGCUUGGCAUGCAUGCUCAUUGUUUUGAAAGUUAACAUGAUUUUACAGACAUUUGACCAUUGAUUCUUUAAACCAUGAAAAACAUAAUUAGCCUCAAAAUUAGUGUAGAAUCCAAGGUUUUUGAAAAGCUUCUGUCCUUACUUUUGAUAGUGGUCAAUUUCAUUUUCAGGCACCAGUCUUAUGAAGAGACAUCAUAGCAACCAGUUUAGAUGCUCAGGAAUGCUAUUUAGGGGACAAUGACAUGAAUAUCUUGUAGCAUACACGUGAGAUAAAUUUAUUUAUAUAUUUCUAUCUUGCAGCGUACCCAUGAGAUAAAUU
This is a messenger RNA of Lytechinus variegatus (green sea urchin), 3000 nucleotides long. RefSeq lists its product as uncharacterized. Lineage: Eukaryota; Metazoa; Echinodermata; Echinoidea; Temnopleuroida; Toxopneustidae. The coding region runs from base 770 to 2650 and encodes 626 amino acids. The transcript has 10 exons. The record is from RefSeq and is a predicted model, not a curated record.